This is a messenger RNA of Aspergillus clavatus NRRL 1, 1812 nucleotides long. Its product is annotated as replication factor A subunit protein RFA1. The record is from RefSeq and is a predicted model, not a curated record. Gene Ontology annotation, molecular function: DNA binding. Gene Ontology annotation, cellular component: nucleus. The transcript is spliced from 6 exons. Gene Ontology annotation, biological process: DNA replication; DNA repair; DNA recombination. Bases 1 to 1812 code for a protein of 603 amino acids. NCBI's taxonomy places the organism in Eukaryota, Fungi, Ascomycota, Eurotiomycetes, Eurotiales, Aspergillaceae.
AUGGCUUUAGAUGCUGCUUCCCAAGUCUCAGUUGGGGCACUCAGUGCCAUUUUUGACGAAAGGAAUCCGCAGGUUCAGGAACCGAUCGUUCAGUGUGUCCAGAUCAAGCCAUUGCCUCCCCAGCCGAACCAUCCAGAGCGCUACAGGGCUGUGUUUAGUGAUAUCACGAACUAUGUUCAAACUAUGCUCGCAACCCAAGCAAAUCACUUUGUGACCAGUGGCAUGCUUAAAAAGGGGUGUUUUGUCCGGUUGAAGUCAUUUCAAGCAAACUCUGUUAAAGGGAAAAAGAUUCUCAUCAUCUUAGAUCUCGAAGUUUUGCAAGAAUUAGGUGAGGCAGAGAAGAUUGGGGAACCGAAGCCACUGGAAAAUAAAUCGGACGUGGAGGAGAAGCCUCAACCCACUACAAUAUCUAGCAAUGGAUUUUACGGCUCUAAGAUCCAACCGCAACGAGUGGAAUCUGGAGUACAGCCUACACGUUCUCCGUUGGCUUCAACUCAUGCGACCAUAUACCCAAUCGAGUACAUUUCGCCUUUCUCAAACAAGUGGACGAUCAAGGCGCGAUGCACAAGCAAAUCGACCAUCAAAACUUGGCAUAAUAGGAACUCGGAGGGGAGACUAUUCAGCGUUAACUUACUUGAUGAUAGUGGCGAAAUUCGGGCAACAGGCUUCAAUGAACAGUGCGACAUGUUAUACGACGUUUUCCAGGAAGGCGGUGUGUAUUACAUAUCAACCCCUUGCAGGGUCCAGAUCGCCAAGAAGCAGUUUACCAACUUGAACAAUGACUAUGAAAUCACAUUUGAAAGGGGCACCGUUGUUGAAAAGGCAGAGGACCAAAGUGAUGUUCCUCAAGUUCGUUUCAAUUUCACAACUGUUGGUGAUCUGCAAUCUGUGGAGAAAGAUACGACCAUCGACGUUGUUGGUGUGCUGAAAGAGGUUGGAGAGAUUUCCCAAAUCGUGUCAAAAUCGACCAAUAAACCGUACGACAAGCGCGAGCUCACACUAGUCGACAGCUCGGGGUUCUCCGUUCGAUUGACUGUAUGGGGUACGACGGCUCUGAAUUUCAGCGCCACUCCUGAGUCCGUUAUCGCUUUUAAAGGCGUGAAGGUAUCUGAUUUUGGAGGGAGAAGCCUGAGUCUUUUAAGCUCCGGGUCCAUGACAAUUGAUCCAGACAUAGAAGAGGCCCAUCGACUCAAAGGCUGGUAUGACGCUCAAGGCAGACAUGAGACAUUCUCUUCACAUGCCUCAAUGUCCAGUGCGUCAUCGUCCGCAGGUAAAUUGGACCGUUUCAAGACAGUUGCACAAAUACGCGAGGAGCAACUAGGGAUGUCUGAUGAGGCAGCAUAUUUCUCGUGCAGAGCAACUGUCAUCUACAUAAAACAGGAUACCAUCUGCUAUCCCGCUUGUCUUUCCCAGGGGUGCAAUAAAAAGGUCACAGAACUUGAUCCCGGACAGUGGCGGUGUGAAAGUUGCGACAAAACCCAUCUCCGCCCAGAGUAUCGUUACAUUAUGCUCAUCAAUGUCAGCGAUCACACUGGUCAGCUCUGGCUCAGCUGCUUUGAUGAGGUUGGAAGGCAAUUGCUAGGUAUAUCUGCGGAUGAAUUGAUGGACAUGCGCCAAAGCGAGAGCAACCUUGCUGGUGAAGUUUUCCAGGAAGCCAAUUGCCGAACGUGGAAUUUUAGAUGUCGUGCUAAGCUUGAUCACUAUGGAGAUCAACCACGCAUCCGUUAUCAGGUGUCAUCGGCGAAAGCCAUCAAUUAUUCGGAAGAGGCGUCUCGUCUUAUGAAUCUGAUACAAUCGUAUAACCUCUCUUGA